AUGUGGUGUGCGUCGCACACCGUGUGGAUGAGUCUCUUAUUUGCCUUACUGCCUGUCGUGUCUGUGCCUAUUGGUUUUAUUCUUCUUUUUGGUUGUUGGUUAGUGUUCAGAUUUAGCUCAAUCAAACUAAGAAAGCAAGGAGAAACAAUGUCUGGGAGGCCCGAGACAGUGCACGGUGGCAAUGGGGAGGGUCCCGUGCCCAUUGUGCCGCAAGGAAAUGGUCGGAGGAGGGCGAGGCCGGUGCUUGAGGGUGGCACAGAUCAACUCGCUGCGACUCGCAGAAGAAUGGAGGAAGCGCGGCAACCACAGUGGACUCUUGACAGACGUGUGGAAGAUGUGCUGCUGGAGGCAACGGCUCGCAGCAACGAAAUGAAGCUGAACGAUUUUCUUUGGCGGAAUUUUGGCGGCAGGGGCGUUGUGGACACGAAUAGGAAUGUUUUGCUGAGGGAAUUCUUAAAGGACCCCACGAGGUAUAUCCGCGAUGAGGGACUAUUGAACGAGAUACACGCAUCGUCUCAUUACAGGAGGAUCAGGAAUGAUCUAAGGAAUAAAAUGGUUUUUGAUGAAGAUGUACGCAAGCUUGAGGAGAAUGGUGUAAAUACCCUAAUCGACUGGCUAGAAGCUGCCGCGGGGGUAAAGGCAGUUGUUCAUUGCAUCACUAAGGUUUCUUUGGAUCCAUUCCUUGAAGACGUGAGGAACUCAAUGAGGAUGAGUGCACCGAGGUACCUGGAGGGGUUCUACGAGUCUGUGUACAGUGCGAGGUGGAGCCAUGUGGUGGAAGUUCCUGGCGGCGAGGGGAAGGGAAUGGAAGUGAGGGAAGGGGAAGCACCGCAGCCAUGGACGUACAGGAAAGUUGGCCGAACCCUCGAAAAGGAUGAUGGUGCGCAGCAGUCCGGUGAAGCACCUUCCGUGUUGAUGGUGCUCACCUCGGACAAGGGAUGGCCGUACUCGUGGAAUCGGAAGGGGGCGGAAUCCACUCGUGACUGCUACGUGAACUGUGAGGUGGAUCGAGUGUGGCAGAUCGUCAAGCGUGAUUUAACCAAAUGGUCCAGCAGCCACGUUAAGACCGACUUUACGCCUGAGCGGCGUGUGUUGAUUGGGACGCCCGGGAUCGGGAAGUCGAUGGCUGCCGGUUCGUACCUCCUCUACCGGCUGCUGCACUGCGAUGUCGAGAAACUCCAAAUGGUUGCUUACUUUAUUGCGGAUCGAACAUUCCUGUUUGACAAGACCAGGAGGACGGUGUCGACGUACAUGAGCGACUCCAGUAAUGCGUCUUUUGUGAGGAGCCUGUCUGACCGUGGGGUGAAGGGGUAUAUUAUUUACAACGUGGCAGAGCCGGAUGAUGAACCGUUUGGUUAUUCGUCUCCCAGGGGAUGGGGCAUGGUUUUGGUGUCACCCCCAUUCGAGAGGAACUACAAAGAAUGGGUGAAGCGGAGGGAUGCCACAACAAUAGUUAUGGAUUGCCCUGGUGAAAGCGAUGUGAAGGCGAUGUGCGCUUGGAUGAGACGCCAUCAGCCCGUGCGGGAGCAAGCGGAGUACUGGAAGGUGGUGAAGGGCCACAUGGAUGAAGUGGGACCUAUUCCACGUUAUAUCUUUGACGAGCGAAAGUAUGAUAAUUGGGUUCAACGGUGUCACAAGAUUGUCGAUGAGGCGACCUCUUCUGUAAUCGCGCAAUACAGUGGUUUGGGACGUGAUGGAUCCUGGGAUCGUACGAAGGUGCUCUACUGGCUUGCGAGGGUUGUCCGAGUACGAGGUAAAACGAGCGGUUCUGAAUUUCUUUUCAAUUUACCGGUGUCUGCUCACCUCGGAAAUAAAACAUUAUUCAAGUCGGCGAAGUUAAUGCAGCAGCUUGAUUUUAAUUUUCUCAUAUCGUGGCUGACGGAUUAUCUCAUAUCAGAAAAUUUUGGAAGGUGCACCGUGUUUGCAUUUUUGAAUGAAUCUUUUGUGAGUGCAAUAGAACGCAGACCGAGGGAGCUGAGGCCAUCACCACAACGUCGGUCCCACCGCUGUGCGCUGGCGGUGUACUCACAGCAGCGCUCCACCAGGCACCAUGUCUUACCGCCACUGGAACACUUUUCUGAGAGGAUUGAUGUGGAGUGCGGGGUGCUGUACGUAACGGAGGUGGAGAACUUUCCGCUGGUGGACGGCUUUUUCUUUGUGAAGACAAAACCAAGGACGCUGGUUGGGCUGCGGAUGGCUGCGGCGGGUGCGCAUCACACGACAACCAGCACUGUGCGGCACUUCACGGAGUAUCUGGCGGCAUAUUUUAAUGGUUGGGAGGAAUUAUCCCGACAACUGUCGUGGGAGAUUAUUUAUGUGCAGCACGCAGACAGCACGCCGAUGAAUGACUGGCAGAGAUGUGAUGUCGUCGACUCCAAUAAUGUGAGCGGCGCGGACAACAAUGAAAUUGCGGCGUUCUGGAACGAAAAGGUACGCCAGUACAAAGUGUCAAUAUCUUCCAGAGACGCCCCAAGAAGGGUUUAG
Messenger RNA from Trypanosoma cruzi, 2484 nucleotides. Its product is annotated as retrotransposon hot spot (RHS) protein, putative. The transcript has a single exon. The record is from RefSeq and is a predicted model, not a curated record. Lineage: Eukaryota; Euglenozoa; Kinetoplastea; Trypanosomatida; Trypanosomatidae. Bases 1 to 2484 code for a protein of 827 amino acids.